Messenger RNA from Phlebotomus papatasi, 2341 nucleotides. It is a transcript of the gene Oseg5, whose product is annotated as intraflagellar transport protein 80 homolog. Gene Ontology annotation, biological process: cilium assembly. Gene Ontology annotation, cellular component: intraciliary transport particle B; centrosome; cilium. NCBI's taxonomy places the organism in Eukaryota, Metazoa, Arthropoda, Insecta, Diptera, Psychodidae. The record is from RefSeq and is a predicted model, not a curated record. Bases 90 to 2333 code for a protein of 747 amino acids. The transcript has 5 exons. Gene Ontology annotation, molecular function: protein binding.
AUCUACCGGAAUGUUAUUGAUUGUAACCACGGCGUCUCCCUGGUAACAGGGUUCCAAACAACGUGUCCCCGGAAAAGAAGGUGAAAGCGAUGAAGUUCAAGACUUAUUUCUCGAAAGAGGGCUCUUUUAGGCUCGGUGUGGUGUCCUGUGUGGACUGGUCAGGAGCCGAAGAGAUAUAUUCCUGCUCCAGUGAUCACAAUCUGCUCAAAUGGAAAGCAAAUACGCGCGAAAGUGUUCAAGUGGCUAGUCUUCCUGAGGACUUCCAUCCAACGGAUCUGCAUUUAUUGGUGUUGAAGGGAAAUGUGGGAGGUGGAGGAAAGGGUAGUGAUUCCCUACUCAUUGCCAGCAAUGAUGGGAGAUUCAUAAUUUUGAACAAGAGUGCAAGACUUGAGAGGAGCAUUUCAGCUCAUGCUGGAGCGAUUACUUCGGCCAGAUGGAGUCCGGACGGCGCAGGAUUGCUAACAGCUGGAGAAGAUGGGGUCGUGAAGAUUUGGUCCAGAACUGGAAUGUUACGGUCAACUGUGAUUCAGAAUGAGGGACCAAUUCGAUGUGCAAAAUGGUCCCCAACAUCCUCAGCCAUUGUCUACACUCAAGGCAGUUCGAUUGCCAUCAAACCCUUGGCAGCCAAUAGCAAAGUGAUCAAGUGGAAGGCUCACGAUGGACUGGUUUUAUGCAUAGCUUGGGCUAAUCACUCAAAUCUCCUGGCUUCUGGAGGAGAGGAUUGCAGGUACAAAGUUUGGGACAGUCAGGGAUCGAAUCUCUACACCAGCUCACCUGAUGAACAUCCUAUCACGUCCAUUGAUAUUCGGCCAGAAGGUGAUCUUCUUGCCGUUGGGGGAUUCAACAUGGUCAAGCUCUGUCAUUAUUCUGGAUGGAGUCAUAGCACUUGCCGUUUUCCCGAGAACAUUGGAUCUCUCUACACGCUCAGUUGGUCUCCAGAUGGGACUCAGAUUGUUGCAGGAUGUGGCAAUGGAGCCCUACUCUUUGGGCACAUUGUCGAUCGUCAAGUGAUCUGUCGCAAUCUCAAGGCUACGACUUUGGGCAGAAAAACUAUCCUCCUGCAGGAUAUUGUGACUAAGACCAGUGAUACUCUUGAAUUUUCGGAUCGAGUGAUCAAAAUGUCCCUGGGAUAUGGACAUUUGAUCGUGACAACGCCUAAUCAGCUUCACAUUUUCAAUGAGAACUACAUCAAUACUCCAGUUAUAGUCGAUGGACGGACGGAUGUUCAUAUUCUUUCAUUGGGAGUCAAAAACUUUGUAGCUGUUGAUUCAACAUCCAUCUGGAUCUACACUUACACUGGCCGUUUGCAUCUCACGCCCAAAUUUCCUGGAUCCUCAGCUCAAAUGGGCAGCUUGACUGAGAGAUGCAUUUCUCUGGGAACUGACGUCUUGGCAGUGAAAGAUUUCUCAGAUCAAGCAAUCAUUUAUGUCUUUGAUUUGCUUCCCGGAGCCACAAGACAAGACGAACCUUCAAUAAUUCGCUGCAAGACUCCAGUCACUCAGAUUUCAGUCUGUCGUUCAGGUGGAACGGACAAUCAGUACCUUGUGUUUAUUGACAUCCACCGGGAUUUGUAUGUGACAUCGCUGAGAAGUGGACCAGACUUCCCCAUAUUCAAGAUUGGGACUCAAGUGAUUUCAGUGAUGUGGGGGAGUGACUCAAACAUCCUCGUAGGCCUUCAUGAUGCCUGCUACACCAUUUGGUAUUGUCCGGGAGAGGCAUGUGCAGAUCCUACACUCAUUGGUCUGACAACUCUCACGUACGACACCACUGAAUUCGGAAGGAAUGUAACUCUAGAAUCCUUUGAGGGAUGUCAAAUUGGUCUGAGAAGUUCUGGAGCACUUUUUACCGUUUCUGUAAAAAUCUAUUGCAAUCUUCUGCAUAAAUUUGUCCAGGACGGUCUUUGGAGUCAGGCUGUGAAGGUAUGCCGAUUGGGGCAAACUCCUGUUUUGUGGGCAACUCUAGCAGCAAUGGCCACGAAAAAGAAUCAACUGAGCAUCAGUGAGGAAGCAUACUCAGCUGCUCUUCAAAUUGACAAAGUUCACUAUCUUCAGCACAUAAAGAACCUUCCAGGAUCGAGCGUUGAGCAAAUGGCUGAGAAUUCAAUCCUCAGCGGUCGUCAAACUGAAGCUGAAAUCUGCCUGGUGCACAACAAGAAAAUCCGAGAGGCCAUUCUGAUGUGCAUCCGGAUGCAUAAUUGGGAAAGAGCACUGGAAAUUGCUGAGAAGCACCAAACAGACCUCGAAUAUGUGAUUGAGGAGCGAGAAAAGUAUCUCCGAGCACUGAACAAGAGUGAAAUGAAUCCCAAAUUCCUCACCCUCACCAAAGUCAAAUAGAUUGUAUU